Molecule: messenger RNA, 2039 nt
Organism: Budorcas taxicolor (takin)
Lineage: Eukaryota; Metazoa; Chordata; Mammalia; Artiodactyla; Bovidae
Gene: RNF8
Product: ring finger protein 8
Exons: 8
Coding region: 95-1609 (504 amino acids)
Biological process (GO): protein K48-linked ubiquitination; ubiquitin-dependent protein catabolic process; double-strand break repair
Cellular component (GO): site of double-strand break; nucleus; cytosol
Molecular function (GO): histone binding; zinc ion binding; ubiquitin protein ligase activity
Source: RefSeq, a predicted model, not a curated record
UGUAGGUAUGGCGCCCGCGAGGAAGCCGAGAGGCGGCGGGAACCCACGUCAGGGUCCCGCCUUGUGCUGACUGCGACCUUGGUCCGAGUGGACUAUGGGGGAUCCCGGCUCUCUGGUCACGGAAGGCCGCGCGGGUGAACGGAGCUGGUGCUUGCGGCGAAUAGGGAUGAACGCCGAGUGGCUGCUGCUGGAGGAUGGCAACGAGGUGACUGUAGGGCGAGGAUUUGGUGUUACAUACCAGUUGGUAUCAAAAAUCUGCCCUCUGAUGAUUUCCCGAAACCACUGUAUUUUGAAGCAGAAUGCUGAGGGCCAGUGGACAAUUAUGGACAACAAGAGUCUAAAUGGUGUCUGGCUGAACAGAAAACGUCUAGAACCUUUAAAGGUCUAUUCUGUCCAUAAAGGAGAUCACAUCCAGCUUGGGGUACCUCUGGAUAAUAAGGAGAAUGCAGAGUAUGAAUAUGAAGUUACUGAAGAAGACUGGGAGAGGAUUUAUCCUUGUCUUUCCCCUAAAAGUGACCAGAUGAUGGAAAAAAAUAAGGGCUUGAGAACUAAAAGGAAAUUUAAUUUGGAUGAAUUAGAGGGUUCUGGAGCUGAAGGCCCCUCAAAUUUGAAAUCCAAAAUAACUAAAUUGUCUUGUGAACCUGGUCAGCCAGUGAAGUCACAUGGGAAGGGUAAAGUGGCCAGUCAACCUUCUGAAUAUUUGGAUCCUAAGUUGACUUCUUUUGAGCCAAGUGGGAAGACCACAGGGGCUCAUGUUAACCCAGGCCCUGCAAAAGUUAUAGAGCUUCAUCAUAAGAAGAAGAAAGCCUCAAAUCCUUCAGCAUCUCAGAGCAACUUAGAGCUGUUUAAGGUAACCAUGUCCAGGAUCCUAAUGCUGAGAACACAGAUGCAGGAAAAACAGGUAGCUGUUCUGAAUGUGAAAAAGCAGACCAAAACAGGGAGCUCAAAGAAGAUUGUGAAAAUGGAGCAGGAACUGCAGGAUUUACAGUCCCAGUUGUGUGCGGAGCAGGCCCAACAGCAGGCCAGAGUGGAGCAGCUGGAGAAGACCAUCCAGGAAGAGCAGCAGCAUCUCCAGGGUUUGGAGAAAGAGGAAGGCGAAGAGGACCUGAAGCAGCAGCUGGCCCAGGCUCUGCAGGAGUAUCGGUCGCUGAUGGAAGAGCUAAAUCGCAGCAAGAAGAACUUUGAAGCAAUCAUUCAAGCCAAGGACAAAGAAUUGGAGCAGACCAAGGAAGAGAAGGAGAAGGUGCAAGCACAGAAGGAGGAAGUUCUUAGCCACAUGAAUGACGUGCUAGAGAACGAGCUCCAGUGUAUUAUUUGCUCAGAAUACUUCGUUGAGGCCGUCACCUUGAACUGUGCCCAUAGUUUCUGCUCCUACUGUAUCAAUGAGUGGAUGAAGAGGAAAGUAGAAUGCCCCAUUUGUCGGAAGGACAUCAAGUCCAAAACCCGCUCCCUGGUUCUGGACAAUUGCAUUAGUAAGAUGGUAGACAAUCUGAACUCAGAAGCGAAAGAACGACGAAUUGUCCUCAUCAGGGAACGAAAAGCCCUUCAGCAAAUAUCAGCCUCUUUGAAUCAGGCCAGAAAUCUGAUGCUGACUUGUAAGCAGCUGUAGUAUGGAAUUGGCCCUUGGUUGGUGAGCCAUUGCAGGGGCAGCAGACCGAUCACAGGGUAGGUGUUGAGCCUGUUUUGCCCAAGGAAGACAUUCUGACCUUUGGGAGGGUAGGGCAGCUCUCAGGUGGUUCUUUGAAAUCAAAGUAUGUUCUGCUUUUUUGACAAUUCUGUGCUAUUGGACUUUGUGCCCAGUUUUGAGUCCCCAUAGGUGAUGUUUUUUUUAACCUCCUAGGAGCCACUUGAUUCUGGCAGCAUCCAUUGCUGUUUCUUUCCACCUCUCAUCAGUCCUUAACCAUUUAUAGGAACAUUACACUAGGCAUUGGAAUAAAGAGAUAAGGUAUUAUCUCAGCUCUCACAAUCUGUGGAGGAGACAGAAAAGCAAGUAGGUAGUGUGCAAGUUCCAUAAUAGGGUGCUGAAAAACUGCAGAGGA